UUAGUCGUAAUUUGCCAACGGAUCGAAUAGGUUGUUGCCGAAUAAGAUGUCCCAACUGUGGAUUUUGUUUUGCCUGAUUAUCCUUGCGAUCCAGGCACAGAUGUCCGCUGCGAGAGGAGGUGGAGGUGGCGGCGGGGGAGGACAUGGUGGAGGCGGUCAUGCUGGAGGCUUCGGAGGAGGAGGACGAGGAGGCGGAUUCGGAGGAGGUAGAGGCGGCUUCGGACGAGGUGGCUUUGGAGGACGGGGGCCAGGAUUCGGUGGUGGCGGCUUCGGUGGACCGGGCCGCGGAGGCUUUAGAGGAGGACCUGGAGGUUACAGAGGCUACGGAGGAUAUGGCGGAUUCGCACGAUAUGGUGGGUACGCUGGAUACGCGGGAGUUCUUCCGGUGCCACUGCCCGUACCUUAUCCUGCUGCCUAUAACCGUUGCUACUACGAUAACUACUACUAUAAUUACUACUACUGCUGAUGGGAUACGGUUAUAGAUGGUUUAUUUAUACAAAUUACAAUCAACACGUUGCUUUAGUUACAAAGAUUAUGUAAAAUUACCCAGAAAUUGGGGUCUGUAGACAGUUCUCUAAAUAUUCCAUAUCUCAUUUGACUUAUUGUUUUGAUGGUCUCCGGUGUCUGGUUCCUGUUUGUCCACCCAGUGAUCAGUGUUCAGCGAUCUUUGUGGAGUGCUGCGAUGGCAGUGCUUACGGCUAGUCAAAAAUAUUCCCAUUAAAAUGCAAUCUACAUAUGCGCAUAUAUAUGUAUAAACUUAAUCUACAGACUAGAUAUGGAUACGAAACGUUGAUGAUGCGUUCGUUGUUGUGGCAGACUAUUCGAUCGAGAUCGAGAGAUCAGAGGGUAUAAGAAUAUCAAAAUAGUUUAUGUAUCGAUUAAAGAAAGUUAUGUGAGGAAGCAUCGAAUGAAAGACUUGGUAACGGAGCGAUCUCUUAAAGAUAUGGAGUUGUCAUCUAUACUAACUUAAUCACAAACCUGUUGCCCUCUGAUCUCACCUUGUGCGAAAAUACAAUUCAAUAUGCAUAAGAUCGUACGAAAGAUGGUGCAAGGUCGGUUAAAUUCAAGAGGGAUAGCCUAGGAAUGUCAUCUGUAUCCAUCCAAUUCAAAACUAUUUUGUAUGCCCUAAUAAAAUUCGGUAAUGCUGAGAUACACCAGCAUUAUCCGAUAUACUGAA
Molecule: messenger RNA, 1177 nt
Organism: Drosophila yakuba
Lineage: Eukaryota; Metazoa; Arthropoda; Insecta; Diptera; Drosophilidae
Exons: 1
Coding region: 144-482 (112 amino acids)
Source: RefSeq, a predicted model, not a curated record